UUAUUCUAAAUCUUUUUGGAGAAAAGAUUUCCCAAAAAAAUAAGUAAAUGUUCAUCAAAUACUCAAAAUUUUUACUCUGUACUUGGCAACUGGCAUUAAACUCCUCCGCACUUUAAAAAAAAGUGAUACUUUGAACAUUUUCCUCCUACUAUGGUGAUUUUUUCAUAACUCAUUUGCUUAAUUUUCUUCGAGUAAGAGAGCUUCUGCUGAGAGUGUGGGAUCAGAUUACCAAGAAUAUGGGCAGAUCCACUUACAUAGGAAUUGCUGCUGCUUUUGCAUUUUCCAGUUUUGCCUUCAGAUUCUUCUUCAAACCCCAUCAACAUCAUCAACCUUCGAGAUUGUUUACGGUUCAAGAACUGUCCCUUUAUAAUGGAACUGACGAACAAUUGCCUAUCUUCUUGGGAAUACUGGGUUCAGUAUUUGAUGUGACGAAAGGGAAAUCACAUUAUGGUGUUGGAGGAGCUUACAAUCAUUUUGCUGGAAGAGAUGCUUCACGUGCAUUUGUUUCCGGAAAUUUUACAGGUGACGGACUUACUGACACACUACGUGGACUAUCUAGCAGCGAGGUAAAAAGUGUUGUAGAAUGGCGGGAUUUCUUCCUCAAAACAUAUACAUUUGUUGGUAGAUUGGUGGGUCGUUACUAUGACUUUCGCGGGAUGCCUACCAAAUAUUUGAAGAAUGCAGAAGCAAAGGCAGCUAGAGGUGCCCAGUUGCUGGAAAAGCAGAAAAGAGAAGAAGAAAAGAUUCCAAAUUGCAAUUCAAAGUGGAGUCAGCAUGAGGGUGGAGAGGUUUGGUGUGACGAUGGCUAUCCAAGACUAAUGCAGAGACCUCUAGAGAUCGCAUUGACAGGAAAAAUGAGCAAGCGUUGUGUAUGUUUGAAAGAAGAUGAGUUGCAACAAUCAGGUUUAGAAGUCUAUGAAGGAUGUGACUAUCAUGCCAAAGCAUGUAAAGUGUAGAUGAAAGAUGAACUAUGGUUGCAACAACAGUAGUCCUGUAUUUCUUUUAGAGCAGCUGCUGCAAGGUUGGUGCCGCAAACUAUAGACGAAAUUCAUGCCUCUGUAUUUUCUACUUUCCUCUGAUGAUGGAACAGUAUGUUCAACAUUCUUCACAAGUAUGCAAUGUAGUAUUAGAAAUUACUGGUUUACUAAAGCUAUGUAUGGGGAAUGGGGCAUUUAUAUACCAGCAUUAUUGAUGACGUGGAAAUGGCUUGUGGACUUGUGGUUAAGCUUCAAUCGACACAAAACCACGUUUACGAAACUCCAUGUAUAUGCAAUAAUGAAGUAAUUAGUUUCCGACAUUUGAGAGCUUGAAAUGAAUGGAUAAGAUCUCCUCUAAAAAAUGAAGGGUCUAGAUCAAAAA
Messenger RNA from Chenopodium quinoa (quinoa), 1359 nucleotides. RefSeq names its product membrane-associated progesterone-binding protein 4-like. Gene Ontology annotation, cellular component: endomembrane system; membrane. The record is from RefSeq and is a predicted model, not a curated record. Bases 237 to 956 code for a protein of 239 amino acids. NCBI's taxonomy places the organism in Eukaryota, Viridiplantae, Streptophyta, Magnoliopsida, Caryophyllales, Amaranthaceae. The transcript has 8 exons.